AUGUAUUCAUCACCAACAACAAGAGGGUUGGAGGAGACUUUUGAGGAGAAUGUUGUUGAUCAUCAAUCCAAGGUGCUUUUGAGAUCACCUUUGAAUUCCGAUUGGUCGUCACAUACGGAACACAAACCCUACGUGCGACAAGAAACAACAACCCAUCAAUCUUCAAUCUCACAAAAUCAUUAUGAGAUGUCAACAACCUUGUCACCUGACAACACCACAACAGCAGAGGGUAGCAAGACUGGUUGUUGUUGUUUGGAUGAUCAUCACCUCCUGGACCACACAAACUCUACAAAUGAUGACACUUCAGCAGCGAGUAUUACCAUGAACAUGACGACGAGUGGUAGUAGUAGCUACUAUAGUAGUAGUAGUACUUCCAUGUCCAGUAGUAGAAGUAGUAGCUAUAGUGGUAGUAGUACUUCCAUGACCACUGACUGUUCUUCUUCCUCGAAUUAUUCGGAGGAGCUUUCUUCACACAGCAACACCAUUACUCUCAAAAAGAAAGUGAAAAAAGUGAUCGCCAUCAAGAGUCGACUUGACUUGUCAUCUCAGUUGAGUUGUUCCACUCCCUCACAAGUCCAUCCUCAUCCUCAUCAUCAUCAUCCUCAUCAUCAUCAUCCUCAUCAUCACUCAGAGGGUCACUCAGAGGGUCACUCAGAGGGUCACUCUCACAACAACCAUUUCAAACUACUACUCAUCGACAACACUACAAUAGAAUCAUCAUCUCUUUCAUCACUUCUUCCUUUCCACAAUUGUCCUUCUUCUUCUUUCACUCUCCAUUCUUCACAAGUGAACUCGACCACCAUUUCUUCUUCUUCUUUGAAUCAUCAUCAUUCGGAAAACAAUCCAAAGAUGGAUUCAUUCACUUUGUCUCCAAUCAAUAACAACAUGAAUGGUGUUGUGAAUGAACAAUCCACAAUGUCUCAAUUGGAGACAAAGAUGACGACAACUAUUAUGAAUGGUGAUGAUGAUGACGACAUGAAUUCUUCUUCUCAAGAAUAUUCUUCUUCUCAAAUGAAACCUUCAUGUGCCACCAAUAGAAACACUCCUACUACCACUUGCCAACAAGAAUUAUUGAACAAUGAUAGUACGAGUGGUGGUGUUGAUGGUGGUGUUGAUGGUGGUCAAAGUGGUGGUGUUUUCAUCAUUGAUGGCAAUGAUGGUGGUGGUACUACAAUAAGAGAGUCCAUCAGUUCAUCAUCAUCAAAGAAAAGAUCCAAUGCCAUUCUGAGAAAACCCAUUCACAACAACAACAACAACAAGACUCAUUCUACCAACAACAACAACAACAAUACCACGAAUAAUACCAACAACAACAAUAUAUUUCCUACUCAAAAACAACAACCACAAGAUUCAAUCAUUCAUGAAACACUUCUUUCUUUUUCUUCUUCACGUUCACAUUGGAUUCAGAAUGAUCAUCAAUCCUCAUUUUCAUCAUCCUCACCCACAUUAUUGACAAGUGUUCCUUCUUCUUCUUCGAAUGCCAACAUUCAGUCCUCAUCCUUCUCCAUGUUGCCGCCAACAUUUAUUCAUCAAAACAGGAACAUCAAGGAUAGUAAUAAUACUCACAACACUGCCACCACUGCCACCACUGCCACCACUGCCACCACUGCCACAUCAUCCAUUUCACUCUCCAAUUCAAGUAUCAUUUUAGAAGGUACUUUAUAUAAAAAAAGAAAAAAGGCUUUCAAUCUCGAUACCUUUCAAAAACAACAUGUGCAAUUGUGUAAAAGUUGUAUAUUAUAUACGACUGAAAAUGAAUCAAAAGUUCACAAGAUUGAUAUACAUUCCAUUAAGAAAAUAUCCAAACAUUCGAGUAAUAAUGAAUUGUACAAGUAUCGAUUGGAUUUGGUGAUGGCUGUUCCCUAUUAUUCCAAAAAUGGGAAAAAUACGACGACAACCAAAUAUACGGAGCAUUCAUCGACAACGACGACAACGAAUGGUGGUGCAAUGAUGACUUUGAACUCUCUUCAUUCCUCCUCCUUGUCACCGUCAUCGUCCUUAUCCUCACAACUGUCAUCUUCAUCAUCAACUCCCACACACUACUCAACCUCUACCAUUGAAUGGUAUUGUUCCUCUGAGAAUACUCUCAAUGAAUGGUUGGAGAAUAUUCUCCAUGUUUAUUCUCAAUACGAUUUGGAGAAUCAAUUCAAUGAAUUAUGGAAUUCCAUCUAUUAUGGAAAAUGUCAUGGCAAUGAACACUUGUUUCUCAAAUUUAUUAUUCAGAAAUUAAUUCAAGACAAACAGAAGAGAAUGAUCAACUCAAGGAGGAACCACUCUAUGAAUUCGAAUACUUUUACCAACUCCAACAUCACUCCAAUCUAUUCCUCUUCUUUGGAUCAUUUCAGAAAUGUUGAAUAUUUGAAAAAUGAAUUAAAAUUUCAAAUGAAUACAUUAUUGAAUGAAAUGAUGAUGACCAUGAACACCACCACAACAACUAGUAGUAGUGGCAAUCAUUAUGGAAUGCAACAUGACAAGACGAAAAAUAUUAUUCCAAACGUGGCAGCUGAAGAUAAUGACAACAGUAGUUGUGAUGAAGAAGAGGAAGACGAUAUUGGAGUAUAA
Molecule: messenger RNA, 2562 nt
Organism: Naegleria fowleri
Lineage: Eukaryota; Heterolobosea; Eutetramitea; Acrasida; Naegleriidae
Exons: 1
Coding region: 1-2562 (853 amino acids)
Source: RefSeq, a predicted model, not a curated record